UGCCACCAAAGCUUCCUUAAAGUGCAUUUAACUUUCAAGAAUUAUUAAUGCUUUCUUCUUAUGCCUUACUCCAAAUUUAUAGAUCUUGCUAAGUCAAAACCCACCUUACUAUUUACAAAAAUUUCCCAAAGAUAAUGCAAUCCUUACCUGACCCUGAAACAGAAGAUGAUACAAGAAUACCUCAAGCUUCUCUUUAAUGGCAAAUACUAAAAAGCUCCCUCUUUUCUUCUUUCUUGUUGUCUUUUGCUGCUGCUUCUCCACAUCAAUUUCCAGUCUUCUACCAGAAAUAAAAGUGCAGCAAGAUAAAGAUGAACCAUAUGUGGGAGUGAACAUAGGUACAGAUGUUUCCAAUUUUCUAUCACCUUCAGACUUGGUUGCUUUUCUGCAAUUACAGAAGAUAACACAUAUAAGGCUUUUUGAUGCUGAUCCUGAUAUGCUCAAAGCAUUAGCCAAGACCAAAAUCAGAGUCAUUAUUAGUGUACCUAAUAACCAAAUUCUUGCUAUUGGUUCUUCUAAUACUACUGCAGCUGCCUGGAUUGGGCGAAAUGUAGCAGCUUAUUACCCUGAAACUCUUAUCACAGCAAUUGCAGUUGGAGAUGAACUCUUGACCACUGUACCAAGUUCAGCUCCUUUGCUUAUGCCAGCAAUUGAGUCACUUUAUAGUGCUUUAGUGGCUGCUAAUUUACAUACCCAAAUCAAGAUUUCAACCCCAAAUUCUGCUUCCAUUAUUCUUGAUCCUUUUCCACCUUCCCAAGCUUUUUUCAAUCAGUCCAUGAGCUCAGUUCUUUCUCAAUUAUUGCAGUUUUGUUCAAGAACACAGUCACCUUUGAUGAUGAAUUUGUACCCUUACUAUGUUUUUAUGCAGAAUAAAGGGGUUGUUCCAAUAGACAACUCUCUUUUUAAGCCCUUGACACCUUCUAAAGAGAUGGUGGAUCCUAAUACUUUGCUUCAUUACACCAAUGUGCUUGAUGCUAUGAUUGAUUCAGUAUAUUUUUCCAUGAAAAAUCUCAAUGUUACAGAUGUGGUAGUUCUUGUUACUGAAUCAGGGUGGCCUUCGAAGGGGGAUUCUAAAGAGCCUUAUGCUACAAUUGACAAUGCUGAUACUUAUAACUCCAAUUUAAUUAAGCAUAUAAUUGAUCGUAGUGGUACACCGUUGCAUCCGGAAAUAACUUCUAGUGUGUACAUUUAUGAGUUGUUCAAUGAGGAUUUGAGGUCACCCCCUGUGUCCGAGGCAAAUUGGGGGCUGUUUCAUGGGAAUUCGACGCCCGUUUACUUGCUUCAUGUGUCUGGAAGUGGUACAUUCUUGGCUAAUGACACCACUAAUCAAACGUAUUGCAUAGCGAUGGAUGGGGUCGAUAAGAGGACAUUGCAAGCUGCUUUGGAUUGGGCUUGUGGACCGGGGAGGGCAAAUUGCUCAGAAAUUCAGCCAGGGGAGAGCUGUUAUCAGCCUAAUGAUGUGAAGAAUCAUGCUUCAUAUGCAUUUGAUAGCUAUUAUCAGAAGUCAGGGACAUCUCCUGGUUCUUGUGACUUCAAGGGAGUGGCUAUGAUCACCACAUCUGAUCCAAGUCACGGGAGCUGUAUAUUUCCAGGAAGCAAGACGGUAAGCAAUAAAACAAAUCAGGUGGUGAAUGCAACACAAGCAAGUGGAUCAAACACAAUAAGAUUUAUUGGAGCAGAGACAAGUAUAUUGGACAAGAAUGUGCAUGUUUUAUUUGGUGUUGCCUUGUGUUUGUUUUAUUAUUCAUUGAUUCAGGUACACUUAAGUUAGUUCUUUAGCAGAAGUUUUUUCUUUGUUUAAUAAAAAAGUAGUUCAUUGUGGAGGGCAGUAAUGCUUUGCAGAGGAGUGUUUAUUCUGUGGAUGAUUAUUUUUUGGGGAGGAUCACAUGUAAGGGAUUCUUUGGUGUACCUUUUUGUAGAAAAGUUGUACCUAAGUUGUAUUUAAUGAGAUUCUUGGAAGCUCAGUUUCCUAAUGAUAAAAAAGACCUCAAGCAAGAGAAGUGGAAGCCAA
Nicotiana tabacum (common tobacco) is the source of this 2008-nucleotide messenger RNA. Its product is annotated as glucan endo-1,3-beta-glucosidase 1. Lineage: Eukaryota; Viridiplantae; Streptophyta; Magnoliopsida; Solanales; Solanaceae. Gene Ontology annotation, molecular function: hydrolase activity, hydrolyzing O-glycosyl compounds. The record is from RefSeq and is a predicted model, not a curated record. Gene Ontology annotation, biological process: carbohydrate metabolic process.